Neltuma alba is the source of this 962-nucleotide messenger RNA. RefSeq names its product protein NTM1-like 9. Gene Ontology annotation, biological process: regulation of DNA-templated transcription. Lineage: Eukaryota; Viridiplantae; Streptophyta; Magnoliopsida; Fabales; Fabaceae. Gene Ontology annotation, molecular function: DNA binding. The record is from RefSeq and is a predicted model, not a curated record. The transcript is spliced from 4 exons. Bases 63 to 782 code for a protein of 239 amino acids.
UCUUCCUCAAGCUCUUCGCUUGCCCUUUGAUAAGCUCGUCAGGUUAUAGUUGAGAGUCAGCCAUGGCGGACCCAACUCUUAUGCAGCAAGAUAUGCCGGUGGGGUACAAAUUCUGCCCGACCGAUGAAGAGCUCGUCGGUCAUUACCUCCGGCACAAAUUGAUGGCUGAUGAUCCCUCCAUCCACGAUACCAUCCCUGAGAUUGACGUUUGCAAUUUCGAACCCGGGGAAUUACCAGCUGUUGUUUCAUCGUUUUCGCUGAACAAGUCAGGCGACCCAGAAUGGUAUUUCUUCAGUCCUCGCAGUUACAAGUACCCAAAUAGCAAUCGGUGUAAUAGGGCAACAUCGAGUGGCUACUGGAAAGUAACCGGUCAAGACAGAAGAAUCAGGGAUCUUGCCACCAACAACGUUACUGGGACCAAGAAGAGUCUAGUUUUUUACCAAGGACGCACUAAAAGUAAUUGGGUCAUUCAUGAAUAUCAAUAUUGUGAUGACCUUUUUCCUCCAAACCAGGGAACUUAUGUUCUAUGUAAGUUAACGAGGAAAUCCGAGAAGAAAACAAAAGAAAAGACGGAUAAGACAAGGAAGCCAAAUGACACUAUGGCUUCCGAGUAUGGAAAUCAAGCAAAUGAUAUGAUUCCAGGAGUACAAAUUCCGGAGUCAGGUGACUUUGGAGGCUCACCGCACGAAGUGGGGUCAACCAGUGAGAUGCUACUUGAUGAACCAGAAGACGCAUUUGAUGUGGAUUCGUUUUUGCUGUGGUCUCUGAGUGAGGAUAAGUAAGAGUAACUGGAAGCGCUUACAGUAUCAGACAUAUGCGUCGAGACAAUAAAGAAAGAAAACCUACCUAUUAUGUUUAAGGAGAAAAAAUACGAUUGUGGUGUGUAUCUUUUUGAAGUGUUCUUGGGAUUGAGUGUUUGUUUAAACCAGUUUUUCAAAUGAUUUAGUGCUUGCUGUAAUAAA